AAGACACUUAAUUAUUCUUUCAAUCUCAACCCAUAUUAACCAAAGCAAUUAACAUCAUUAAUCACCCUUCUAAUCAACCCAAACUAUUCCCCAUUUUUUCUUCCCUCCCAAAGCGGCCAUGCAGCGUUACUCGAGCGCCGUAGCCAAGGCCUCAUCGUCAGCUUACCGUGGCGGCCUAAUGCGACGGAGCCACGUGGCGGUGCCGAACGUCGACGUGUUCAUCAACCACCGCGGGAUCGACACCAAGAGGACGGUGUCGGGGCUGCUGUACGACCACCUGUCGGCGGGGCUCCGGGUCAACUCGUUCCUCGACAGCAAGAACAUGAAGCCCGGCGACCGGCUCUUCGACAACAUCGAGGCGGCGAUCCGACGGUGCAAAGUCGGCGUCGCCGUGUUUUCGCCGCGGUACUGCGACUCUUACUUCUGUCUCCACGAGCUGGCGCUGAUGAUGGAGUCGAGGAAGAGGGUCGUCCCCAUUUUUUGCGACGUCAAGCCGUCGGAGCUUUUUGUUAAGGACCGUGGCGACUGCCCGUCGACGGAGCUCCGGCGGUUCACCCGCGCGCUCGAGGAGGCCAAGUACACCGUUGGUCUCGCAUUCGACACUCAUUCAGGGGACUGGUCGGAAUUUAUGAGGACGGCGACGGACGCCGUGUUGAAGAACUUGAUGGAGGUGGAAGGAGGCCGCCAUCGUCAGCUUGGGUACUCCGACAAGAACCGUAAAUACAUUGUGCAGAGGAUGAAUCGCCGCCGUUGAUAUUUGACACCUGCGAACGAUCGAACGGACGAAGUCCAGUAAAUUAAAGUUAAAAAUGACGAGAAAUUCUUUUAUUGACAGAAUAAGGAGUUUGCAUGCAAUGCAUGCAUUCGAUUCGUUCUUUUUUCAGACAAAAUUUGAUUAAUUUGUUGGUACGUACAUAGAUAGGUUGAUAAUUAAUUCAUUUCUUUGUUAAUUAAAAAAAAGGAAAAGAGAUAUUAAAAUUGAUCCAACUGUCAUAAUCUAAUCAUGUACUGUUAAAAAAAAUCAUUUGUAAACCUAAUUCAUUUCUAAUUAUGUAUAUCAAUUUGUCACAGUAGUGUAUGUAAUUAUUUGCUGAAACCAUUCUUUGUAUCCUUCGGUCUGUGGGAGAUGAAAUGAAAUAAAAGUAUAGUUGGAAAUAUUGAUUACGAUUGAUACAUUAUGUAAGUAAUUACUCUAAACUUACAAAUAUUAAAUGCUUAUUAUCCAAAUAUACAUCUGAUGCAUGGCUAUAGAAGUCGGUGCAUGUUGAGUAUGACAGGAUUUUUUAAUGCAUGGGAAGUUUGUGUUUUUGCUUGCUUAAUCUGAACUACCCAAAGACUUAUGAGCACUUCUACUAUGCUAUAUAGUAUUGGUGCUUUAAUGUACAACUUAAAGUUGUACCAUAACAUUAAAUGUAUAAGUUUAGGCUGUACCAUAAAGCAAUUUGUACCAUUAUGUUAUGGUACAACUUUACAACUUGAAGUUGUACCAUCACAUAAAGGUACAAGUUCAAGUUGUACCAUAAAAGAAUUUGUACAAAACGUAUAGGUACAAUAUGAAGUUGUACCACAAAGGCAAAAUCCUAUAGCACCAAUACUAUAUAGCAUUGUAAAAUUUCUCAAAGACUUAUAUCACUAUUCACAAGAGACUAAAAUGUGGGGGUUAGUGGGUACACCGAUGCCUAGUUGCCUACCCAUGCAAAUAUAUAUAUGUGGGUGGUUUCAAAAAUGAGUUUUCAUACUUUGAAAAGUUUUCAAAAAAAUAUUCUUCGUGCAAAUAUGAGAGAUGUCAGUGUUAAGAUAUAUCCCACCUGAAAACCAUUCACGAUUUCAUCACUCAAAUGAUUCUUAAGUGUUUCUUCACGCUGUUUAUGGCAGCGUAUAAGUCAAUAAGCAGUGCUCUUUCAACAUUUGCGGUAGCAAUUGCAGCAACCGAUGCCACUGAAUUUUGAGUUAUUUUCCAUUUAUAUUAAACUAUCUUAUACAAAAUAUGUUAAUUAAGAAUUCAAAUAGAGAUAAGAAAACAUUGCUUUUUUGCGGAGUUGUUUAAUUACAAUUUUUUUUUAUAAGGGCGAGCUAGAUUAAAAAAUGCAGAGAAAAAACCCAGGUCAAAGUACAGAUGAGAGAGAUCAAAAGGAUUGAUCUCAGAAAACUAAAAACAAAAGUACAACUCACAACCUGCAUAAGUUGUCUUUAAGCCAAUGCAUACCUUGAUUUUUAUCCAAUUUUCCAUGAGCAACAGCCAAAUUCAACAUCGCACUAGUAGCUUUCCUAGCGACAACAACAACCCAAUUCAAUCACAACAUUUAACAAAUAAACUACUACAUUUUUGGGGCCAAGGUGGUGCAAAAGGGACCUCCUUUGGUCUCAAGUGGCUCUGCCACUGCCCAUGUACAUUCGAAAACUGAAAUCGUGAAACAUUUACGAACCAGUGACGUGCACAUGUUUACGUUGUUAGCUUGAGUAUGACACUGUAAAAUUAUUUUGCAGGUUGUGACACAAUAUAAGAUCUAUAUGUUGACACAUACGUCUGUCAAUCACCGUUUGGAUCAUAUAUUACUUACUACUACACCCCAUCAAACGAAUGUCACCAUAUAUGGGUUUGAAGUUUGCACAUGUAAUGAAUACCAUCACCAUGUGAUUAACAAAUUGAGGCAAUCUUG
Messenger RNA from Linum trigynum, 2660 nucleotides. The record is from the annotation of a GenBank genome assembly. Lineage: Eukaryota; Viridiplantae; Streptophyta; Magnoliopsida; Malpighiales; Linaceae.